AUGUCUGACACGUUCAAUAACUGGUUCCUGGAUAUUGUACCGGAUUCCGGAGAAUGGAUGGAGGGAAUACCACCCCCACCACCACUACUACCAGCAGAAGAGACCUUUGUCGAACUGCAGCCCGAGGAGCCCAAGGAGCAGCCAACUCCAGAGAUGUUAAUUGAGAAGGCCAAUGCCCGCCUAGAGCGGCUAACUAUGGAAGGACGAAAGUCCUAUUUUGGGAAAUUUGUCUCCCAUUUAAAAUACUCGGAAAUCGACUGGUCUAAUUGGGAGAAGAAGAAGAAGCUUGAGGCCGAGGCGCAAAGCGCCAUUGAUCGAAGAAUGGCUGGAGGCAAGACUCCCCCGCCCAGCCCCCAACAUAAUAUCAAACGCAAGUUUGAUUCAGCCUUCCCUACUGAGAAAGAGUAG
Messenger RNA from Clonostachys rhizophaga, 408 nucleotides. Lineage: Eukaryota; Fungi; Ascomycota; Sordariomycetes; Hypocreales; Bionectriaceae. The record is from the annotation of a GenBank genome assembly.